Messenger RNA from Stylophora pistillata, 2256 nucleotides. RefSeq names its product protein Spindly-A. NCBI's taxonomy places the organism in Eukaryota, Metazoa, Cnidaria, Anthozoa, Scleractinia, Pocilloporidae. The record is from RefSeq and is a predicted model, not a curated record.
AUUCCUCGUACACAUUCCUUGAUCAGCUCUCAAGGCUGUACUUUUGCGAUCAUGGAUAACGAAAUAUAUUUUCUUAAAGAAGAAAUAAUCCGUUUGAAAGAAGAAAAUGAACAUUUACAGCAGGAUGGACAGUUGGCAGGAGAGAUUGGGAAGAAUUUGCUCGAAAAUAACCACGAAUUGGAAAGGAAACUUGAAGAAGUGAACAACGACUACUUAACAACGUUAGGAAAUCUUGAGGAACUAAAGCAAGAGAAUUAUUCAUUGCGAUCCAAACUCGAGACAGAGGUUCGAACCAAUUCAAACCAUGGUCAUGAGUUGGACGACUUGAAGAUAAAGCUUCAAAAGGAAUUCGAAGCGAAAGAAAAAUCUCAACAGAUAACAACAGAGAAGAAGAUAGGCGAACUAAGAAAAGAGAUAGAAUCGCUACAAAAUGACAUCAACAAGCACACACUGGUAGAAAUUCAACUGCAAGAAAAAAUUAAGAAACAGGAUGAGAUGUUGCAAGCAGCUCGCCGAAGUAGUGAAGAACUGCAACACAAUGGACGAUCUCGAUUGGAGAGUAUUGAGGAGUACAUCCAUCUGGCCUCCGAGCUCACAGAAGUGAGGGAUGCUUUGACCAUGAAGCUUGCUGAUUUAAAAGAUAGUCAGGAAAGGAUUUUAUUCGACAGAAACGUACUAAAGGAAAGAGUUGAGCAUCUUGAGGAAGAACUCCAAGAAAAGGCUCGGCAAGGACAAACCUGGUUUAACUGUUUACAGGAAGCUCGCAGCGAAGCAGGCGAAAUAAAAGCUGAACUUGAAAGCCUUAAAGCAGACAACGCAAGGAGAAACUUUGGAAAACAAGGAAAUUCUCUUUUUGGAGAGGUGGAAGAUCAGCGAUUGGAACUUGAGAAGAAAUAUGGCAGUCUACGAGCUCGACACGAGGGUAUGAUGAAAGUGCACAAUAUGACGAAACAACAUCUACAGAGACUGAAGAAUCAAGUGGCUACUCUGCUCCAGGUAAAGAGCUGUCAUGCAGACGCCUCACAGAUUCAAAGGCUCACCCAAGCGUUGGUGCAAAAAGAAGGCGAGGUGAAGAUGUUGAACACAAAGAUAUCGAGUCUGGAGAAGGAGAAGGAAGAGAGCAACAUAAGCAGCCGUUUGAUGGAGUUUCACGACGCUUUCUCUGAGUUUGGAGACAAGAAAGACUAUGUGAACUUUCUUCAGUUACAGCUUGAAGACUCCAAGAAAGCCCUGGCAGCACUAAAUAAAGAACUGCAAACAAAAACACUGCUUCAGUUAUCCGAAACUGACAGACUUCGCCACACUCAACAUCAACUGCAUGUGUCCGAGUCAAACGUCGAGAGACUGAACGGUGAAAAUAUCAAGCUAAGGCUGAAAAUUGAUGACAUGCGUAUUAAGCUGCAGAACCAUUCCCAAAAAGACCCGCAAAAUAUCUCUGAAACCUCGAACUCAUCGGGUCUCAGGAAAACAAAGUCCGCCAUUGUGCUAAGUGGGGCCAAAUCAACAAGUACCAGACCAACAGUACCCAUAAAGAAAGGACAAGAAAAUACCGUAUCAUUUAAAACAAAGGUGGCGAAACAAGAGCCCUCAAUUGUAAAACCUCCUGUUGUUCUGGUUAAAACUCCUCACCCAUCAUCUGAUAAAGAACAAGACAGUGAUAUGACUUCUACUUUCCAAGCUGAAUAUACUGCGGAAAAUUGGCUCAGCAGCAACGUGCCAUGGAAACUGCCUUUAUCAACUAAAGGAGUUGAAAAUGAGGCCAAAACUAAAGUAGAAUUUCAAAGGAAGCCAAAGGUGCGCUUUCAGACUGCGACGGACGACAUCGAUUUAUCAGAAACUCAAAGCAUGGAUGACAACGCACCGGCUUGUGGAGAGCUCCUGAAAGAAAAUUCUCAGCCUGAGGUGAGCGGCUCAGAACAGAUGUCCUCGAUCACUGUGAAAGGACAGAAAACUGCUCCUGUUGUUAUCAAUGUGAAGAAGGGCGAAACUAAAAAUCAAUGUCCACAGCAGUGAUGUAGGAGAGAAAAAUCGUAACUUUCAAAAAAAUUUUAAAUUGAGAUUGGGAGACAUUGAAAUGUUACGGGGGUAUUUUAUUAGGUUCUUUAGCGGGGUGUUAAGAAACUACUUCAGUACACUUGGUAAGUUGGCCUCCGAUUCGGAAUCUGAGGUCAACCUGCACCCUUAGCUUUCACUCCUUGAUAAUUUGGUUAUAUCAACUAAGUUGAAAUUGUAAAUUGGCCACCGUAGAGUUAAAAA